AUGGCAGACAAAAACAUAUCUCCCAAACGCACGCGUGUAAAAAUCAACGUUGGAGGUACAGUUUUUGAGACCUACCUUUCUACUCUCACAAAAGUGAAUGAUAGUGUGCUCUCCGCUAUGAUAGCCGAGGAAAUGCAAAAUGGGGAUGAACUGUUUAUAGACAGGAAUCCCCUCCUUUUUGCAAAAGUCAGAAAAUUCAUUUCGCAAUCUUAG
This is a messenger RNA of Cylicocyclus nassatus, 213 nucleotides long. The record is from the annotation of a GenBank genome assembly. Lineage: Eukaryota; Metazoa; Nematoda; Chromadorea; Rhabditida; Strongylidae.